CACCAGGCAGUGAUGUAAACAAGGAAAUGGAGAGUGCAAGACAAUGCGAAUGAAGAAAACGUAAGGAAAAAAGGACCUACGUUCAUUCAUUAGGGAACUCACAGCUAUACGGGCUUCGAAAUAAAUUAAUUGUUAUCGGAUGGAGAAUGGAGGAACGACACAAGAAGGUUCUUCAGCGCAACAGGAUCAAUCUAGUCAAAGACAUGGACCCAGCAGAUGUCUUUGACCUUCUGAUAGAAAAAGGGGUUUUCACCUCCGACAUGAUCGAUGAGAUUAAGCAAGCUGGAACGAAACGUGAUCAGGCCAGAGAACUGGUCAGAGACCUGGAGACCCGUGGGAGUCGAGCCUUCCCAUUAUUUCUGGAGUGCCUUCACGAAGUGGGUCAGCACGAUCUAGCCAAUCUACUACAGAACGGAGCUCCAGCCAUUCAUCUGCAGCCUGCAACACCAACACAAGUUGUACGUCCUACCGUUCGACCUCUCCCAGUUUCCAACCCCAUGGAUAUAGAAAGGCAAAGAAAGGAUGUUCCUAUUUAUCCAAUACAGAGACCUAGUACCAGUCCUAGUCCAUCACCUGAAAGAGACAGCAUAAGACCUAGACCACUAGGCAGACCACGGCGUGACAGUAUUCAGAGCUAUAAAAUGGACGCCAGCCCAUGUGGGUACUGCCUGAUCAUAAACAAUGUGUUGUUUGACUCUGAGAGUGGACUGAGCAAACGAACAGGCUCCAACGUAGACUGCGACAAGCUGGAGCGACGAUUUAAAUCACUCAACUUCUAUGUGGAAGUGAAGACGAACCUGAAACAAAGACAAAUCAAGCACGCCCUGGGUGCUCUGUCUAAGGAAGACCAUUCACAGUAUGACUGCUGCGUGGUUAUAAUUCUCUCUCAUGGAACAGAGGUCAGCCACAGCCGCUUUCCCGGUGCUGUUUAUGGUGUGGACGGCCUCUAUGUCCCAGUUCAGCACAUUACAAACUACCUCAAUGGCCAGCACUGCCCAUCUCUACAGGGGAAACCCAAGCUUUUCUUUAUCCAAGCAUGUGGAGGAGGUGAAAAAGACAUAGGUUUUGAGAUGUCCCCAGAUGAGGAACUGUCUUCCAAAGGUGGAAUAGAUGACCAGACAGACGCCAUUCCAAUGUCAUCCAGCAGCGACUCGCUGAGCAUGUCCGAUGAGCCUGAUGCCAAAGUCACUCUCCCCACGCCAAGUGACAUUCUGGUGUCGUAUUCAACAUUUCCUGGAUUUGUUUCAUGGAGAGACCCCAAGUCAGGAUCUUGGUAUGUUGAGACUCUGGACCGUGUUCUUGAAGAAAAUGCUGAUACUGAUGACUUGGUCACUAUGUUAAUGAUGGUUAAUCAUGAGGUCUCCCAAAACGCUGCAUUGGGGUGCUUCAAGCAAAUGCCCGGCUCCUUCAAUUUCCUCCGCAAACUUCUCUACUUUCAAACACGAAGCUAGGUCAGGCGAAACUCGUGUCAGUUUUUCAACAGGAUUUCCUGACAUUUAUAUGGAUGAAAAAUAAGCUAAUGUUAAGUUGUUUUGAUAAACAGUAAUGCCUUCCUGUCUACUUCUCUCAAUCAGCAUUUCUUAAUGUUGUUAAUCUUUUACAAUUUUUGAAAGGAAAUUUGAAGAAGUCUUUUCAUGUAAAUUACGUUUCUUCACUGACAAUGAAUAUAAAAUUCACUCUGCUGUAUAAAAGUUCUUUGAUGUUAAAGAUUAAAAAUAAAUGUGACUUAUUGCAUAGACUAAA
Messenger RNA from Cynoglossus semilaevis (tongue sole), 1743 nucleotides. It is a transcript of the gene casp9, whose product is annotated as caspase 9, apoptosis-related cysteine peptidase. The transcript is spliced from 11 exons. The record is from RefSeq and is a predicted model, not a curated record. Gene Ontology annotation, biological process: proteolysis; positive regulation of neuron apoptotic process; apoptotic process. Bases 147 to 1451 code for a protein of 434 amino acids. Gene Ontology annotation, cellular component: cytosol; cytoplasm. Gene Ontology annotation, molecular function: cysteine-type endopeptidase activity. Lineage: Eukaryota; Metazoa; Chordata; Actinopteri; Pleuronectiformes; Cynoglossidae.